GCCGAGAAGACGUCUAGUAAAAUAUUUGAAGAAUAGUUUGAAUUCAAUUUAAAAAUUAAUUUAAUGGAAUAAAAUCAAACCUAUUCAGAAAACCUUAGAAAAAUAAACGGAGUGACAAUAAUUGUUGUUCCAAAAUGGAAGGAUUCCCACUUAAUGAUGAACGGGAUUGCGAAGAGCUACCAAAUAAUUGUAUCAACCAGGAAAAUGCAGAGAGCAUCGUUCAAUCGGAAAAUCCAACUAAGAUUACGGACGUAAAUCAAUUUUGUUUGGAGAAAAUCUUCAUGUACUUAGAUUUGGAGGACCUUCUCAAUGUUGCCAAUGCGAAUAAAUAUCUACAGUUUGCAACUCAUUCACCAUAUGCUCGACAAAACGCAAAGAAAACUAUCUACAUCGCGCUAGAAAAAGAUUGUUUUGGUGAAAAAUAUGGAAGUCUCAUUCAGCGCGGUAUUUCGAUUGCGAACAUCAGGAAUUCGGAGACAACAAUAUCUAUCAGAGAUUUCAAAACUGCCUUGCAAAUGCUACGCUGCUUUGGACAUAAAUUGGUCGACAUUAACUUAUUGUAUUACAACCAAUAUCCUAAUUCUCGAAGACUCAAUCGCCUCAUGAGCUACAUAAAUGUAUUUUGUGCUGAGUCGUUGACCAAAAUUGAAAUGAGCAACCUGUUCUCCCGUGUUCCUCUUGAGGAAUUCAAGAAACCUUUUACCAACGUUGAAUCAGUCGAAUUGAAGGACUCUCCGUCAGACAAUUGCAAUUUGAGAACCAUUUUCCCAAAAUUACGUCAUUUAAUUUGUUCAACUAAGUGUAAUCCUGCAUCUAUCACACCAGCGGUGCAUUUCUCAAAUUUAGAACAUUUGGAAUUUGGUAAUUUUCAUGCAAAAGUUAUAGAUGAGAAUAAACAAGCGAUCGUUGAUAUGUUACGUUUGAACCCUCAGUUACGAAGUUUUGCAAUAGAAUUUCUUGAAUUUGAUGUUCUAAGUUUCAUUGCAAAAUAUCUUGAGUCUGUCAAAAAUUUAAAUAUUUUGACAGGAAGGGGUGAUUACAGCGGCGAUUUAAUACAGUUUCCCAAUGUUGAAUGUUUAACUGUAUAUUUUCGUUCCAAAAUGAACUUUCCUUUAUUACUAAACCAAUUGAAAGAGUUAACCAUAGAAGGCGGCUAUAAAUGGAAUGACUCUUUCAUUGACUUCAUCAAGAGACACAAAUCCAUAGAAAAAAUUACUAUUAAAACUACGCAAUUGAUCAGUUUCGAAAACAGUUUAAAACUUGUGGAAGCCUUGCCCACAUUACAAAGUAUUAAUAUCAUUCAACAUUUUGAUGGCGAGAAACUGACACUCGAUAUUAUAAUGGGAUACUUGCCCAUAUUCAGGAGUUUGCAAAGUUUUAGUUUCGAGAUUUCUGCAAAUAUUAUCUCCGAAGAUAAUAUUGGAACGUGUUUUAGCGAAGAAUGGCAUGUAACUUGCGAUGCACCUUUUUCGUUUAACCGCUUUACAUUAAGACCCAACAAAUGCAAUAAUUGGGAAAAAAACCUUUUUUUGUAUUAAUGAAAACAUUGAAAAUGAUUAAAAUUUACUCGUUUACUUAAUUUUGUUGUAAUUUAUUCAUUUAAAUCACGAAAAUAUUUAAUAGAAUAGAAGAAACAAUAAAGGGACCAACACGAAGUUCAUUUAGAAAAAA
Messenger RNA from Sitodiplosis mosellana (orange wheat blossom midge), 1671 nucleotides. RefSeq lists its product as uncharacterized. The transcript is spliced from 2 exons. Lineage: Eukaryota; Metazoa; Arthropoda; Insecta; Diptera; Cecidomyiidae. The coding region runs from base 135 to 1538 and encodes 467 amino acids. The record is from RefSeq and is a predicted model, not a curated record.